Ostrinia nubilalis (European corn borer) is the source of this 1789-nucleotide messenger RNA. RefSeq names its product ADP-ribosylation factor 2 (gene Arf102F). Gene Ontology annotation, cellular component: plasma membrane; cytoplasm. The record is from RefSeq and is a predicted model, not a curated record. Gene Ontology annotation, molecular function: GTPase activity; GTP binding. Bases 152 to 694 code for a protein of 180 amino acids. Gene Ontology annotation, biological process: intracellular protein transport; vesicle-mediated transport. Lineage: Eukaryota; Metazoa; Arthropoda; Insecta; Lepidoptera; Crambidae. The transcript is spliced from 4 exons.
GCACAUCACUAUCAUUGACGUAAAAAAAAUUGGAAACGUCGACGUAUGGUGAUCAAAACUUUGUUUUAGCUGUUUCUGUGUUAUUUUGCUAAAUUCAUUGAACGUUUUUAUAUAAUUCUUCAUUGAGGAGUAUCAGUGGACAUAGCAAACCAUGGGUUUAACGAUAUCAAGUGUUUUUACUCGGCUUUUCGGCAAAAAACAGAUGCGUAUUCUAAUGGUGGGGCUUGACGCCGCCGGAAAGACUACAAUACUUUACAAGCUAAAGUUAGGCGAGAUCGUGACUACGAUACCGACAAUCGGCUUCAAUGUGGAGACAGUAGAGUACAAGAACAUCAGCUUCACCGUGUGGGACGUCGGUGGCCAGGAUAAGAUCAGGAAGCUAUGGCGCCACUACUACCAGAACACGCAGGGCUUGAUCUUUGUUGUGGACUCCAGUGACACUAAGAGAUUAGCAGAGGCUGAACAAGAGCUUAGUAGUAUGCUAAAAGAAGACGAACUAAGAGAUGCAGUUGUGUUAGUGUUUGCAAACAAACAGGACAUGCCAAACGCAAUGACUGCUGCCGAGCUUACUAAUGCACUUAAUUUGAACGGACAAAGGAAUCGUCGUUGGUACAUCCAAGCUACAUGUGCGACACAAGGACAAGGAUUAUACGAAGGCCUGGACUGGCUUUCAAACGAACUCGCCAAGAAGUGAGAUACGGUGUUAUCAACAGCGUAUGGGAAUCAACAUUUUUGAUCAUUUCCCACACUGACUGACAAUUUCCAUUGUUUGUGAAUGAUGAUCUUUAUACUGAUCCAAAGGACUUUGUAAUUUUACGUAUCUAAUUAAGAUCUAAGCUGUAAGGGACUCAGUCUUCAUUGUUCACUCACAAUAUUGUUUAGGGAGUUUUGGUGUCAAAAUUUUAGUAUUUCUUAUUAAAAAAUUAAGACCUUUUAGAGCCUUUUUCUCAUAAUACUAAAUAUUGUUUGCAGGUUGUGAAAAGGGCCCUAAGUAGUUGUCAAAGUUAGACUAAUCAUGUAACGUUUUGGUCUGUGUUUAAGUUUUUCGGUAAUAUUUUACUGUUUUGUGUAGUUUGUAAUAUUAAUGGAGUAAUUCUACUGUAUAUCUCGUUUAUGCAUUUUAAAACUCCUAAUAAGCACAACAGGUAAUGUUUAUUAUACUAUCAACACACAUGCUUAUCGAUUAUACAUAAUGCCUGUAAUAUUGACAAUAAACAGUGUUUGUCAUACAAUGUGCAUACUAUUAUUAAUAUAAAUUAUUCAGUAGCUAGAUAUUUAUCAAUAUUAAUUAUAUUUUAUUUUGGUCUUUUAACAAAAAAAGUAUUGUUUGAUCACUUUGUGUCACAGUCAGCGAAACAAUAUUUCUUACACCCGUUUUAUGAUUGGGUUUGAAAUUCAAGAUACAUUCCUAACAAAACUGAAUUUGGCAGAUAUAUCUAUUGCUGGUAGUUUUUUAAGUUGUUAAAUUGUAUAUUUUUAAUAGCAACUGCAUAACACGAUCAGACUGGUAUGCUUUUGUUAUAUGACAAUUUCAUUGUAUUUCAUAAUGCUGAAAUGGUAAUACAUAAACAAAUUCAUUGCCAUGUAAUUCUUGCUAUGUUUAUGUUCAUAAUAUUCACUUCAUGUAUGAUUGCAAUAUGGUGGUGUAUAUAAUAUUUUAUAAUGACCUAUUGGCCAAAUAUAUUGUAACUAUCGCAAAAUGUAACUGCAUGUUCCAUUCCUUCAGUUGCUGCUUGUGAGAUGCGAUAAGUUUUAUUACGAUAAAAAUAAAAGAUAGGUGUAAUUGAAA